AAAUCAUAUGAUUAGAGAGCCCAAGCAAUCUCUCUCGCCAUGCACGUGAGCAAUUGACCUGUAGUAUUAAGGCAAUGGCCGCAUUUUCGUGCACUGAAAAACCGUGAUCGAAAUUUAUAUUUUGCGCUUUUCUAAUGCUUCUGAUGAAAUAAAGGAUCCACGUUUGCUCGUCAUUUUCAAUGGCUCUAUAUCAAGGAUAUAGAGCCAUUGAUAAACGGCCCAAGCCGAAAGUCGAAGACCGCUCCACCUUAUCUAGUUGCAAACGUUUGCGAAUAAUUAAACAAUUACAGCAUCAGACAAAUACUUCUCAAAUAAUGUUUUGGGUUUGUCAAGAAGAAACCCGACGCGUUCGUGUUCUCAUUUUAUUUUUCAAAACCAAAAUGCUCGGCCCUAAAUAAAAAAGGGGCGUCGCAUGUUUUUCAAGGGAGCUUGCAAAUACUAACCAUCAGCCCGACUUUUCAUUAUAAGUACUGAAAAUAUGUUAUGACAGAUUUCCCUUUCUGAGUUGUUCACCAUGGUGGUCGCAUCCCCUUCACCCCCUUUUGGCCACGCCUUAAUAGGUGGCCCCCUUCCCAAUCCCCUACUCAUAAAAGAGGAAAAUAAAGAAAAAGAAGAAGAGUGAGAAUAAGAAGUUCAUUUCGUUCUUCCGCUCAUAUCUCGCAUCUGUACCCGUUGAAAAGCACAAACGGCAUUGCAAGUUCAGGAAUUUCACGCGUGGGAGAUGUAUUCGAAAAGAAUUUGACAGGAAUACGAAGUGUAUCGCAUCGUGAAAAAAAUAGGCGGUAAGAAAGCUGGGCAAGAAAUCGAAACAAUCAAAAUUAUUUUCUCACCCGAUGCUUACCUGGGUAUCUGCUUACUUUGAAUUAUACCAAUUUUGUUAGAAAACAAAUUCUUGAAUAAAGAAAUAAUUUUCUCUUAUAUACUGAGAAUUUUAAAUGAAGAUGAUUAAACAACUAAAUGGAAUAAUGUAAUGAGUUUUAGAAAUAAACAGUGGUAUAACGAUUAUAGCCUGACUCUAUAUUACCAAUACCAUGCACAUGACUUGCAACUGUCAAAUACAAAAGCGAUAACCGAUCCGGAUCAUCAAUCAAUAACCCCUAUGUGUUUUUAUUUUCACUGUCAUUUAUCAAGUAAAUCAAGAGACAAUAUACUGUUAUCAAUAUUUUUUUUUAAAUCUUAAGAAGCAUUUUAUUUUCUUAGGAGAGAGCAUUUCACGAGUAUAUAUGGACAAUAACAGAGAUGGCUGAAAAUAAUUGCGAGUUUUGGGCAUAAUCGGUAAACAUGUAUAGGUCUACCGCACCAACAAGUCUCAAAGAUUGCCAUGCAUGUCUAAGUAUAAGCACAUGUCUAAGUAUAGCACUUGUACUGUGAAACUGCGAAUGGCUCAUUAAGUUUGUACCCUUUUAUAAGGCACAUCUUACACAACCACGCCCACACAAGCCUCUCCUAGCUGCGCCCAUUGCAAAAGAUACCCCCAAAGGCCACGACCAUACAGGGCACACAUACUGGUAAAAUCCGUACCAAUCUGAGCACACACAAAUUCAAACAGAAUAGCGCUCUUUGCAGAGCGUGGAGCUUGUUUUGAUAUCAAUAUUUUUCGCGUUUCUGUCACACAAAAUUGUGAAAUUUGCGAAUUUUAAGAAGCAAAAGUAUCGAUUGAAAGAGCGACCGUACCUUAACUUAACCUUAGCUACGCCCUGUUUAUUUUAGUAAAGAGCACAUGUCGAGAAUAUAAGAUUGAAGGCCUCAUAUCCAAUCAGAGUGCCUCUUUGUCUUUGCGUCUCGACAUCAAUCACUGUUGCAUUGACGCCUCAUCCUCAGUUCGUUGUCGUUUAGUUCGUUGGCGCCGUUUUAAUCAGCUAUGGCGUCUUUGCUUGUGGCGUGUUUCACGUUAGCUUUCUGCUGUGUGAGCAUCGUUGAAGGCAAAGAAAUUACGGAAAACGAUAGAUUAAAGCUUAGCGGACAAGAUUACGUUCGCUUUGAACCAACCGCAACCAAGAAAACAGCGAAUAACUUGACAUUGAGUUUCAAGACGAUUCACCCGAACGGCCUUCUGUUCUUCACGGGGAAUUUGGGCGUACAACACAUCGCUGUUUACCUUCAACACUGCAAACUCAUGUAAGUAUUAUUGUUACUUUUUUGCUUGCAACAUUUUUUGUGCAACUUUUGUGGCAUUCCGCUGUAUUUUACAGAUAUAGUUGGAGUUUGGAGAUAUAAAUGAAAAAAAGAGAAGUCCUUGCAUAAAAAAAACAUGCUUGGACAUACUGCUGAACUAAGUUGGGACACGUUUCCAAGAAAACACAAAACGCACUUUCAGCCCAAUAUCGAUAUGUGUGUCCCUGGGAAUUUCGUAAAGUUUAAACUCUGAAUGAGAACCGCCUGGUGGCAAAAAAAAAAAAAAAGAUAACGUUCAAGCAAAAAAUAAAAAAAAGCUUUCCUAAAUGUAUCAACACGUAAACCUAACCCAAUCCUAAUAAACCCCUUUACCCUAACCUCCUUUUGAUACAUUUAGGAAGACCAAAAAAACGUUCUUAUCCAAUCUGUUUUUAAUUUAACCCGACAAUCUACAUAAAGCAAAUGACAAGAGCAAAUAAAGAAAGAGAGUUCUAGAAGUUCUACGGAGACAAGAAUAUCGCCUUUUCCGUACGUAAUCACAUACUUUCAUUAUUCUUAGAGUAAAUGCUACGCUCUGCCCGACACAAGUUGGAUUCUGUCGCUACAAUAACGCCUUCUUCGGAAAAAACAUUUGCGAUGCUCGAUGGCACAGCGUCCACCUCUUGCACCAUGGAACAGGAAUUUGCCUCAGACUGGAUGGGAAAUGGCGUAAUGGAAGUAUCCCAGGGCCAAGCUUUGUAAAGAUAACAAGCUCAAAGGUUUACAUUGGUGGGACUACCUCCUUGGAAAAAGAGUUGGGCAUCCCUAAUUUCCAAGGCUGCAUAAAGAAUGUCCAUGUAGAAGGCACCAACAUUCUUGCAAAGCCUCAAAGCCCCAAUAUGCACAUUGUUGGGAAGCCAGCCAAAGGUUGCACAGCACAGGGGAAACCAAUUGGAUUUCCAGAUCCUUAUGGCUAUGUGCGUGUGCUUCGGCUUGACAACAGUUGUAAAGUGGUCACAGGAAAACUGAGGAUUCACCUUUUCUUCAGGACCUAUAGCGAGUUUGGAACUUUGAUUUACAUUUCUGCGAGCAACAUGGAUAUUGUGCUUACACAUCGAAGAGGAAAACUUUUUAUAUCUACCAUAUUUGGCAGGCAUUACAUUAUAGAACGCAUUGGGAAGGGACUUGCUGAUGGUAAUUGGCACAACGUGACUGUGCAAGUGUCAAGAAGAGGCUUUUCCCUAGCUGUUGAUCGGAUCGAACCUGUACAAGUUAGCUUCUGGGUGCAGAUAGCAGAGUUCCGGUGGUUUACUGCCAUUUACUUAGGAGUUGCAUGGGAUUUGCAACCUGGAUUUGUAGGAUGCAUGAAGGAUGUUAAGAUAAGAGGUGUGAAGAUCAGGGAUCAAUCUGUUAUCAGAUAUCAUGGCCCAAAGUUUGGUGUUUGUCCAUUAGAAAACUACUGUUUCCCUAAUCCAUGUCUGAAUGGUGGAGUGUGCCAUACCUGGUAUAAUAAGUACACAUGUGAUUGCUACAAAACCUUUUAUACUGGGAGCACAUGUGAAAUGCCACUACUUCUCAAAGCUACAUGCGAAGGAUACAAUCUAUCCAACAAAUCCAGCUGCUUUAUUGAUGUUGAUGGCAAAGGGGCUCAAGCGCCUUUCCUUGUUCUUUGCUACAAGUCACUCUCAGGGAAGAUUGUAACAAGCAUAGCUCACAACAAAAACACCACACAGCAGGUUUCUGAUACUGAAAAAACUUUGGAUUUGUCACAAAAUGGUGUUCCUGAUGUGAACUUCCUUCAUGAGAUCAAGUAUUCCACAGCCAUACAAGGCAUCACAGCAGUGAUAGAAAAAAGUGUGGAAUGCAGACAACUGAUUAUGUUAACAUCAUUGAAGAAGGGAGCUGGUGGUGUAACACUGAAGUGGAUUUCAAGAAGUGGUUCACUCCACUCAUGGGUUGAUGGGACUAUCAAAAACAUGGACCAGCCAGAAAGUCAGCAAACAAGCCAGACAGACUGUGACACAAUUAACAGCCUUGUAGGGGAUGAUAAUACGCUUUGCAACUUUACAGGAUAUCUUACAGAUAAAAUGGUCCUACCAGUAAUGGGUUUGGUAUUUAGCUCUGAUGACUAUGGAGCCAACUUUCAGCUAGGCCCUCUCGAAUGUUUUGGUUCAAAUAGCAGUUUCCUCACAGACAAAGCUACCCAACCAUCAAAACAAGUUUGCAAGCCGUCAGAGGUCAGUGCACAGAACCCCAUGCAAGUAGUAGCCCCUCUCCAAGAGUCUAUGCAUAAUAACAGCCUUGAAGAACUGUACAAGAAAUAUAUCAAGUCGCUUGAUGCAGAAGAUACACAUUUAAAAUCGAUUUCCACCAGUGCACACCCAUCCAGAGCAACAACAACUGCAAAACCAUUACCCAAACAGUACCAACCGACGAGUGAUGAGACCCAUGCAGCUUCUCCCCUGGAGAGUACCAACCCUUGGUCUGGAAACCUGAUGUUUUUACUGCUUGUGACCCUGAUGUUUCUAGUACUUCUGCUUUUGGUUGGGGUCAUGAUCUAUUACAUUAGACGGAAAGGCUGCUACCAUAUGUGCUUAUCAGAGCUGAACUGCAUUCAGCAGUGGAAAGAUGCCCACUGUGACGACAUCGCCCCACCUCAGGAAUCCGACCCUUGGAUGACCAUCAACGCUGGAGGCUACAAUGUUAAGACUGGCAAGAUUACAUACGGUGCUUUUGUAUGAGUGCAUCUGCAAAUUUAUGGUUCUGUUAUGUGCAGCCUGUUUGUGAUUUAUAUGCAGAAUGUUGUGUUUAUAGCCCCAAGCAGUAUGGGGUGCUUUGGGUUUUAGAGGGACUUCCCACUGAUUUAACAUCAGAAGACGUAGUAAUGAACAUUGUUUGGAUAAAAAUAUAUAAGCUUAUAUUCCUUAUAUUUGUUUGAAUGUAUUGCAGUUUAUCAUUGAUAACGUGGGUGUGAUUAUAAUAAUACUUAAGAAUUAUACCAUGAUUUAUCAUUUGAUGAUUUUUUGGUAAUUGAACUUUAGAUUACUAUUGUAGUUAUUACGUUUACAUAGAAUCAAAUUUUUACUUCGAUCUUAAAA
Molecule: messenger RNA, 5192 nt
Organism: Nematostella vectensis (starlet sea anemone)
Lineage: Eukaryota; Metazoa; Cnidaria; Anthozoa; Actiniaria; Edwardsiidae
Product: contactin-associated protein like 5-3
Exons: 3
Coding region: 2994-4835 (613 amino acids)
Source: RefSeq, a predicted model, not a curated record